AUGUCACUUUUUGCUAACAUUAUUUUCUCUUUCUCCUUAGCUUACACUGAUAACCUCACUGCCACUGGCAAGUUGGACAAAGCCGCCAUUUAUGGAUCAGACGGCUCUGCCAUGUGGGCCAGCAGCAACAAUUUCAAGUUGGAGCCCUCAGAGAUUCAGGAACUUGUGGGAGGUUUUGCCAAUGCAUCAAAUCUAUGGGCCUCAGGCUUACACAUUCAAGGACAGAAGUAUUUUUGCAUCAGAGCAGAUGAUCGAUCCAUUUACGGUAAGCAUGAAGCAGAAGGUGUGCUCUGUGUUAAGACUAAACAGGCUAUUUUGAUUGCACACUAUCCGGGAGGAAUCCAGCCUGGCGAGGCAGCCAAGAUCGUCGAACAAUUGGCUGACUACUUGAUUGGUCAGGGUUACUAG
Brettanomyces nanus is the source of this 408-nucleotide messenger RNA. It is a transcript of the gene PFY1, whose product is annotated as profilin, required for normal timing of actin polymerization in response to thermal stress. Bases 1 to 408 code for a protein of 135 amino acids. Lineage: Eukaryota; Fungi; Ascomycota; Pichiomycetes; Pichiales; Pichiaceae. Gene Ontology annotation, cellular component: cell cortex. The record is from RefSeq and is a predicted model, not a curated record. The transcript is spliced from 2 exons. Gene Ontology annotation, molecular function: actin monomer binding.